AAGUAGAUCCGAGCAAAGGCUUUAUUGCUUUUUAAAUUCACACCGCAAAUUCCACAAGCCAAAUCAGGUUCCCGCCAAAAAUUCACAAGCAAAAGACAAGCGGGAAUACACAAUGCAGAAAUCCGGCCAUGCUCAACCCAUAAGCUCCGGUACCCUUUCUUCUUCUUCUUCUUCUUCUUCUCAAAAUUUCCACAAAUUCAACUGCUUCUCUACAGAACAAUGGAUGCCCUCAACCCCUCACGGAUCCAGCGAAUCGUACUUCUUAUAGAUCUGCAUCCUCUCCUCGUCUUGGAAAACACUAAACCUUACGUUUCCAACGUCCUCGCCGCCGCACAACGGAUACUCUCCUUCCCGGCUAUAUCCUCAUCUCUCGCGGCUUUCAAGUUCUUCUUUUCCUCCCUCUCUCCCAUCCUCUCCACCUCUAAGCUUCGCCGCCUCCUAGGUAAAUCUCCCGCCUUCCUCUCCUUCGAUAGUCCCCUACAAACACUAGAUCACCUUAUAAGCAUCUUUAAUUCCGUAUUCUCAAUUCAAGAUCCACUCGAUUAUGACCGACCUGCUUGUUCUCGCGCGUCUCUUGUUGCUGGAUCGCUGCUCCAACUAGAGUACGACUAUGCAUGGGAGCCUCAAAUUCAACGCCAUAGAGGUAUGCUGCAUUCCAUAAUGAUUCGUUCCAAUUUAGUGGUGCUUUUUUCUCCGAUCCCUCAAUCACCCAGCUGCUUGUCUGAAUAUUUGAGUGAGGGGGCGUUGUUAGAUUCUGAUCGGUUCCUGAGGAAAUUCUUACAAAUUUUUGGCCUUGUCAAGGAACGGCUCGAGUCCAGAGAUAUCCAUGUCAGCUGGGUUGAUGUUAGUUUCGAACGAUUAGGCGAGGUAGAAAGGUUAGGAUUAGGUCUAUUCGAAAGCGGCGUGAAGGAAUUGGGUUGGGGAUGCUACAGGACUGAUGCGAUUGUUUUGGGAUCUGCGCUUGUACCAUUUGGCUUGAUAUUCCCACACAUAGGCUGUAAUAUGGGUUUAAAGUCGUUGAGCAGUUAUAUGAAGAAUCGCGCUGAAUUGAUUCUGGGCAUCACAGACUCCAGUGGGGCAACUCUAGAGUGUAAAAGUUGUGAUCUUGAAUUGGUUGUUUUAAAAGUGUUUGAAGAAUCCGAAAUGCUAUGGCUUUCUUUGGAAACAUGUGGGAGAGGCAGUAUAAGGAUUUUCAUUAGAGAGGUAUGUGAAGUAAAUGAGGCAACGAAGUCCACAGAAAACCCUUGUGCUUUAAUACUUCUGCACGGAAUUUCAAGAGCAUCUGGGAUAGAAGCUACUGGUAAUGCUAAAGAGGAAUUCAUUGCAGAUAAGGUUCUUAAAUUGCUUUGUGAUGAGCAGGGUGAACUGGAUGCAAGGAAACCUAUUUGGCAGCUUAUUCUAACUUUUCUCUAUAAUAGAAACUGCUCAGCUGUAGUUUCUGUUCUGGACGGUGAAGGGAACUCAUUUAAUGGCAUAUUGCAGCCUUUCACUUUGAAUUAUGCCUUACUUAACAUAUUUCCCUCAAAUCUUGAUGUUUCCUUGUCCGCCAAAGAUAGAGUUAAUGAUGAUAGAAGAAAGGGAAAAAAAACACAGGUGAAUCUGCCCCAUGAUGUCUCAUGGGGCACUUUCACAGAUAGAGUGUUUAGCCAGUCUGAUGGCUUCACUUCGGCAAUUGUCCUUGAAGAGUUAUACUUUAAUUUGCCAGUCGCCAGAUCUAAAAAGUUACGGUUUUUGAAAUGCUGGAUGAAACAGAUUAUUAAAUUAAACAUUUCUUCUGAUAGCGAACGAAACGGAGUAGAUAGCUCCUUAAGUGUGAAAGGAGUUAAAGAGGAAAAUCCAAGCUCGCAACAAAAUUCUGAACCUGUUUCUUCUGCUGGUGACAAUUGUUUGAACCAACCACCAGGUCAAUUGGCGUCAUCCUUCAUUUGCAGUGAAGACUCGAAUGCUUUCCUGGGAAGUAUUUCUCAGAAAAUUGAACAUGCUUUGUGCUCAAAGGAAGUUGACUUGUUUAUUUUGGCAGAGCGUCUUGUACUUAUGUCAAUUGAUGCACUUUAUAUUAAAUAUGGAAGGGAUCUGGCGGAGGAUCGUAAUAGGAGGAAAGAGCAAGACUUGUUUGACACCAAAAUAGCCACUGAAAUAUCUGAUCUUCUUUUGGUGAAACCUAAAGAUCUUGAACUCAAGUGCAAAAGCUCCACUUCUGCAUCUUCUACAGUAGAAAUAGCUUCUGUUAUUUGCAGCAAUGAAGAGAAAAUUAGGAUGCAUGAACUUCAAAUCUUGUUCAGAAUGGAGAUACUUCUAUCGAAGAUUGCAUCAAACUUCGAUAAGCAUGCAAAACAAAAGUUGAUAAAAGAUUGUUGCUUACUACUACGAAAUGUAGAGUUCCAUCUGCAUGCUGAUUUCUUUGGUGGAGAGAGUCUCCUCGAUUACGCAACAAGGACCAUAAAAUCCAGGUACGAGCAUUCUCUACGAGAUGUCAUUCAUGAAAUCUAUACUAAAAUGGAAUUCUUCUCAUUUGAUGGGAAUGAAUUGGAGGCAUCAGAUUCAGUACCUGCAAGCAAUGAAGAUGGGCUAAAAAGGGGCGACAAUAUCAGCAUGAACAGCCCAAAUUCUGUCUACAUGAAUGAACAAAAUAUGCUCAACCAGCAAAUCCUGAAUUGCACAGCUGAACAACAGCUGAUGGAAGCUAAGAAGAGAAGAAACAGGGCUAGAAGAUUCUCUUCUUUCACAAGUUGGGUACCGGAUUUGCAGAAGGUUUGGGCCCUCAGGCAUCCAAAGCUAGAGAAACAUGCACUUGAGACUAUUCUUCCCAAAGUUAAAGCUAAGAAAAGGAAGCGGCGUUCAUCGAUCGAUGACAGAGUGUGUGAAACACCUUGAUAAGAGAUCGGGUCUACAGCCGAGUG
Dendrobium catenatum is the source of this 2900-nucleotide messenger RNA. RefSeq lists its product as uncharacterized. Gene Ontology annotation, molecular function: chromatin binding. Gene Ontology annotation, cellular component: nucleus. The record is from RefSeq and is a predicted model, not a curated record. NCBI's taxonomy places the organism in Eukaryota, Viridiplantae, Streptophyta, Magnoliopsida, Asparagales, Orchidaceae. Gene Ontology annotation, biological process: mitotic DNA replication checkpoint signaling; mitotic G2 DNA damage checkpoint signaling; regulation of DNA-templated DNA replication initiation. Bases 220 to 2874 code for a protein of 884 amino acids. The transcript has 3 exons.